AUGAUCCGACAAGAUCCAAAAUCCGCCCCAAAACAACUCUCAGCCCGUAUAUUGAUUUCCCUUCCUCCUUCCUACGUGUCAUUCGACGUGUCUGAUUACAUGGCACCUUCGUGGCCCUUGAUACAUCCACCUUUGAGUCAAAGCCCUGUCCUCUGUUUCUCCUGUAACCACGAGGAUUAUUUGAAGAUAUCUUUCAAAACGUUCAUCACUUGGAGACAACGUUAUGUGCCACUUUUCAAACAAGAAGCAAUUUGUGUUAAUUUCUCAAACCAACGCCUUGUUCACCGACAGUCUGUUUGA
Molecule: messenger RNA, 300 nt
Organism: Lactuca virosa
Lineage: Eukaryota; Viridiplantae; Streptophyta; Magnoliopsida; Asterales; Asteraceae
Source: the annotation of a GenBank genome assembly